AUGGCAGGAGCAUAUGUGGUAUCUGCUGGGUUCCUGGACAGGGGCCCAGAAGGUCACUGCAGAGCUAUUUCAGAAGUUACAGUGGAAUGCAUUGGGUCUGUAUCUUCCCAGCAACUUUCUGUACCUCACUGCAGCUGCAGCUCACCUCAGAAUCCUGUGAGUGAUCUUUCUAUUUUGGAAAAUAAUGCCAGCUCUUAUGACACCAAAACUCUUGGAGAGGCAAGAUGGAAAGGAAUUUAUCAGCAAGAUUCUUCAUUAGAAAAAAGGUUGCAGAAGUUACCUGAAAGACCACUUUCUAGAACGUUCAAGCCUACAUUCCCUAAGAAGGCUAUCAAAAGUUAUCAGGCUAAGGUCUACCUAUCUCCACAGUACAAUCUGGAGCAAGAAGAGAAAAUAAGUAUAAUGGAGUUGUUGUCCGGGAUUGACUCUGUGGGUAGAGCUUUGGAGAAUGAGAAAAAGGAAAGCUUUUCAUCUCUCAGCAGAUCCUUGGAUUUACCCUGUGUUUAUCCUAGACCACAUGGUAUUCCUGAGUUUCAAAUCACACACAAAGGCAAAGCAUACCAGGACUGGAGAGGUGUGAUUGGACCAAACCCUAUGAAGGAAUACAGUCAAGCAAGGAAAAAAAGCAUGAAGGGCAAGGAGAUGGCACAGUGGGCUGAGGAGCAGCAGGACUGGGAAGCAAUAGAGGAUUUGGCAGUUUACAAAGCCAUGGGCAUUGUGCAGGUCUACGCAGCUGCAGCAGAACAGUUGGCAAGCGGUGACAAACACCUUGACCUUCAAACUCAGAAGAAGGUAAAGAAAAAUGCAACUCACCUGGAAGUCUUUGAAACUUCUCAUGGUAGUAGAAAGGAUGCUAGUAGUAGAGAAGUACUUCAAGCAGUCAUUUGCAUUCAAAGAUAUGUGAGAGGGUGGCUUGACCACAGGGCAUUCAAGAGAGUAAAGAUCAAGUCUAGAAGUCAUGGACGAUCCCUACCAGCAGUUGUAAGGAACUACCGUAAAAUGAUCGCCCGCAUUAAACACCGUGCUGGUGUUUCGGAUGUCUCUACACCACUUCGGUAUUUUGAACUAGAGGAGUGGAUGGACAAGAAAAAAUUUUAUGAAAAAAUGUUUUCCAAGAGGGAGUUUGACAAAAAGAUGGACAGAAAUGAUCUGCCUGCAUUUUUGAGAGACUGUGGAUAUUUAAUACCUGCUGUUGGAAUUCACCGUGUCUUCCAGCUGGUCUGUCCAACUGCCACUGAUGCUAUAAAAAGCAUAAAAAAGCAUCAAGCAAUUGAAAUGGCUUUCACAUUAUUUCCUCCUCUUGGUGCCAAAGUGAAGAACAUAAUUACAGUGCCGCUACCGUGGGUGCACCCUAUUAUUGAUGGAAGAUGUGGAUCCAAGAAAUUAGCACCUUCACGUCGAAAGUCAAAGAAAACUGAUUUCCAAGUGUCAGCUGCACUAGUAGCUUCUUCAAUGAGAGAGAGGAAAGAAAAAUCAGUUCUGUGA
Messenger RNA from Apus apus (common swift), 1485 nucleotides. It is a transcript of the gene IQCM, whose product is annotated as IQ motif containing M. Gene Ontology annotation, molecular function: protein binding. The transcript has 12 exons. NCBI's taxonomy places the organism in Eukaryota, Metazoa, Chordata, Aves, Apodiformes, Apodidae. Bases 1 to 1485 code for a protein of 494 amino acids. The record is from RefSeq and is a predicted model, not a curated record.